CUUGACCUAAGGACCAGCUUGUACUCUCUUGACUAUCAACUAAUUAAUUUCCUUAAAAAACUCAUCAUGUCAAGCUGCGUCGAUGUGGUGCCUCAUGAGCAGCUCUGCUACAUCCCUUGCAACUUUUGCAAUAUAGUUCUUGCGGUCAGUGUUCCAUGCAGCAACUUGUUUGACAUUGUCACCGUCCGAUGUGGGCACUGCACCAAUCUAUGGUCUGUGAACAUGGCAGCUGCCUUUCAGUCACUGUCAUGGCAAGAUCAUGUUCAGGCAUCAAACCACAUAUCACAUGAUUACAGAAUUGACAUGGGUUCCUCCUCAAAAUUCAACAACAAGAUCUCAACGAGAACCCCAGCUACCAACAUUGUCACUCAAGAAAGGGUUGUUAAUCGCCCUCCCGAGAAGAGGCAGCGAGUACCUUCUGCAUAUAAUCAGUUCAUAAAAGAGGAGAUUCAGAGGAUCAAGGCCAAUAAUCCUGAGAUCAGUCACAGAGAAGCUUUCAGUACUGCUGCCAAGAAUUGGGCACAUUUCCCUCAUAUUCAAUUUGGAUUGAUGUUGGAGACCAACAACCAAGCUAAGCUGGAUGAUGGAAGUGAUAAGCAUCUAAUGUCAAGGUCAGCACUACUGAACAACUGAUCAAUAUGGUUUUGAUAUUUCAAGACCACCUUCAAGAAAUUCCAUGCUCUUUGAAGUACAUCCUUGACUUCAAUGUGUUGUAAUCAAGGAGGAUAUGAGUCUAUGUUUUCUACAAUAUUGUAUUUGUCCCCGACUGUUUAGCAGAUGUGAUUGCUUACUUGACUUGAUGUAAGUUAUUUACAUUCGUCAUCUAUAUGAAUAUUCCUCCGCCUUUGUGAUGA
Populus trichocarpa (black cottonwood) is the source of this 854-nucleotide messenger RNA. RefSeq names its product axial regulator YABBY 5. Gene Ontology annotation, biological process: abaxial cell fate specification; cell fate commitment; multicellular organism development. The transcript has 7 exons. Gene Ontology annotation, cellular component: nucleus. The record is from RefSeq and is a predicted model, not a curated record. Lineage: Eukaryota; Viridiplantae; Streptophyta; Magnoliopsida; Malpighiales; Salicaceae. Bases 67 to 633 code for a protein of 188 amino acids.